This is a messenger RNA of Ahaetulla prasina, 5933 nucleotides long. RefSeq names its product zinc finger and BTB domain containing 43 (gene ZBTB43). The record is from RefSeq and is a predicted model, not a curated record. Gene Ontology annotation, molecular function: RNA polymerase II cis-regulatory region sequence-specific DNA binding; protein binding; DNA-binding transcription factor activity, RNA polymerase II-specific. Gene Ontology annotation, biological process: regulation of transcription by RNA polymerase II. The coding region runs from base 139 to 1530 and encodes 463 amino acids. The transcript is spliced from 2 exons. Lineage: Eukaryota; Metazoa; Chordata; Lepidosauria; Squamata; Colubridae.
GGGGGCUUCCGGGUCUGGGCUUCCGGAGUUGCUGGAGGAAGGAGGCCGGCGGAGGGGGCGAAGGACGCGCGGCGGGGUCGCCUGGGGAGGCCGCCCGCCAUGUGAGGCUGUUUCUCCGGGGCAGUGUUCACUGAUGAAAUGGAGCCGGGGGCGACCUCUUUCCGCGUCGAAUUCCCCGAUUUCUGCAACACCGUCCUGCAGAAGCUCAACCAGCAGCGCCAGCAAGGCCAGCUCUGCGAUGUGUCUAUCGUGGUCCAGGGUCACCUCUUCCGAGCCCACAAAGCCGUCCUGGCCGCCAGCUCCCCUUACUUUUGCGAUCAGGUGCUCCUGAAGAACAGCCGACGGAUUGUCCUUCCCGACGUCAUGCACCCCAGAGUCUUCGAGAAUAUCCUCCUGUCGACCUACACCGGCCGACUCGUCAUGCCUGCUCCGGAAAUCGUUAGCUACUUGACGGCGGCCAGUUUCCUCCAGAUGUGGCACGUGGUGGACAAAUGCACGGAGGUCUUGGAAGGGAACCCUUCGGUCCUUUGUCAAAAGCUGAACCGGGCCAGCGACCACCAGUCUCCGAGCAGUAGUAACUACAACGGCCUGGCAGAAAGCUUUGAGCUGGGGGCAGCGGGCCAGUCGGAUUUCCACAAAGCGCAGGAACUGAGGGAUGGGGAGAACGAAGAGGAGAGCUCCAAGGAUGAGCUGUUGUCUCAAUUGACCGAACAUGAGUAUCUCCCUAGCAAUUCCUCUACGGAACACGACCGGUUGAGCACUGGAAUGACCAGCCAGGAUGGAGAAGAAGGCGUCAGUGACAGUACCGAUUAUCAAUAUGCCCGGCCUGUUUAUAGCAAGCCCAGCAUUAUGUCUCACAAACGGUGGAUCCAUGUAAAAACGGAGCGGUUUGUUCAAGACUGCGAAGGAGUGGAAAUGCACGGAUCUUACGACGAACACCAAGUCUCCGAAUCAGUGAAUGCCGUUCAGCCACAUCAUCCUGUACAGACCACCAUCGUGGAAGAUCUCCGGGUCAACGAUAGGAAGGUGGACAUGGAAUUUGGAAACCCGGCCAACGAAGGCACCUACGACGAGCAAGUUGACUUCUACGGCUCCUCCAUGGAAGAGUUCUCCGGGGAAAGGAGCGAUAGGACUCUGAGCCUCCAGAGACCGGAGGCUUCGGGUUACGGAGAAAGCUUAGACCUUCCCUCAGGGAUCAAGGAAGAAAACGCCCUCGCUGGCUUUUCUACCACCGACAAACUUUACCCCUGCCAAUGUGGCAAGAGCUUUACCCACAAAAGCCAGAGGGACCGUCACAUGGGUAUGCAUCUCGGACUCCGGCCGUACGGCUGCGGCGUGUGCGGUAAGAAAUUCAAAAUGAAGCACCACCUGGUGGGCCACAUGAAAAUCCAUACCGGCAUUAAGCCGUACGAGUGCAACAUUUGCGGGAAAAGGUUCAUGUGGAGAGACAGUUUCCACCGGCACGUCACCUCCUGCACCAAAUCUUACCAAGCCUGCAAAAUGGAACAGAACGCUGCUAAGAUGAACUAGAAGCCGGGGGGGGGGGGGAGAAGGGGGGGGAGAGAAAGGAAGGGAAUUGAAUGGCUUAAUCGGACGGGCGAUGGUGUCGCCCGGCCUCGAUCUGAACACGGCUUAUUUGAACAAGCGGAACGGUUGUUUGUCCCACGGCCUCGUGCCUGAGGCCUUUGCUGCUUUUUGAGGUGGUGGGUUCCCGAUAAACUCUGGGGCCGGGACCCUCUCUUAAGGUGUCCCUGUCCCGAGACUGCAAACGGACCGGCAAGUUGGCACCACGGUACUUUUUAACCUACUUAUAAUUUACCGCUAUUUCAUUCGUGCUUGGGGAACGUUCGGGUUCUCUCCGAAAGGAACGCUUCUUGCUUUGAAUUCAUCUCAAGACAAUUUUGCUUGGUGUUUUAAGGUUCGGCGGGAACGUGUGAGAGGUGGGGCUCCCGGCGGGGUGGCGGUUCCCUUCGGUGGUGCUCCCCGGUUAGCGGCCUUUGAAUUGAAGCUAGUAAAAUAGCGGUGAGAGCGCUUGCUUGCUGAGAACCAAAGGGUGAGUGAGCGAGUGGGUUAAUUUUUCUCCAAGACCACAUUGCUAAAUAAUUUUCAAGUGCGAGACUAUCAUUCUUAACAUCAUCAAAUUAUUAUUAUUGCCGUCAAAUUUAUUUGCUGCCCAUCUCGAGGUUCGAGGCGGCUCUGAGCAAGAGGGAAAAGUUCUGUCCAGCUUCUGAGUUGCGUUGACUGACGGCCCUUGUUUGUCUUGGCAAACAGCACCUGUUAGAGGGUUUUUUUUUUUUUAAUGCGAUAUAUGGCGUUGGACACUUUAACACCUCACUUUCUUAUCCUUCCCUUGUGCCUAAUGCAAUUGUCAAUCAAACCAGCCUCUUCUUUUGAUUGGGCAUUUACGUCUGUUCCCCAAUGGGGAGGAAAGUGCCCCUCCUUUAGCGCAGACGUCAUUUUUUUGAGUCUGUAUUUUAACAGUCUGCUCCAAAACCAGAAAGCAAAUCCCCUUUGGGUGUUGCACGGUGUUUGUACCAACCUCCGUAUGAACCCAGAUUCGUUAGAAGCCAGGCUGUAGAGAACCUGUUUUAAACUACAGUUCCUUCCAGUGGGCUGAAAAAUAAAUAGCGCCCUUAAAGCUGUGCCCAUAUUCGGGGAAUUUCCUUCUGAGUUUUUAAAUCUGAUGCUGCUUCUCCUCCACAGUGGAUGCAUUUUUUUUUUAAGCUGCCGAUUAAUUUCAUAAUGCAGAUUAAUUUCGUAAUCCAGAUCGUUCAUAAGGAAUUGAGGUUCUUUCUCAUCCACAACCGUUGUUCAAGAGGGAGGCAGGUUGGUUAAGACACUUGCGUUCCAUCUCGCCUUGGCAGAAUUACCACCCUGCGUUCUUCAUCCAGGUUUCUAGCUGCACACCUUGGAGAAAAGGUGAACCUGCGCUCCUUGUUUAGGUUGGGGUGUUUCCCAGCCGCUUAAGAUGGGUGGCCGUCAACUCCCAGAAUCCCCGUGUUGGCUGGAGAAUGCUGGGAGUUGAAGUCCGCUCAACUUAGAAUGCAGAAUAACAAAGAGUUAAAAGGGUUCCAAGGUUCAGAAAUAACAGCCUAGGUAGAUUCACCAGGGGGGGGGAAAAAGCAAGCAUUAUUUUAGGUGCUUCUUCGAUUGCUGAAAUUAUCUUUUCAGCUGAUGUCUUAAGAUACGAGCAUUUGACUUGGUACAAGGGUAGCACACUGUAACCCAAGCUGCUCUCUUAAUUAAAUACGCCCCCCCUCCCGUUAAAACCUAUCAGAUGUUGAGGUCCCUUUGUGUCUUCUCUCUCUCACCAUGGAUAAUCUUUCAGGGUCUCUGCUAAGGCACUUCUUCAGCUGACCACAGGCACUUACGAACGGUCAACAUCAAGUGUCCCCCACGAAUUGAGCCAUGCCUUUCGUUAGAAAUGGCUGCCACUCACUUGAACCCUAGCAAAAAAAAACGUUAACUCAGCAGGGAUCUUUUUUUUUUUUGUAACUUGCAAACACUGUAACUUGCUAAUGUACAGAAGCACUUUGUAUUUAAAGCAAAAAAAAAAAGUAUAAUAUUUUUAGAACGUGUAUAUAUACAUAUAUACGAGCAUAGAUAUAUAGAUAUAUAUAGAUAUAUUCCCUCCGGUUUGAUUUCUAAUUCAUGUCGUUCGGUCUGGUUUUUCUUAUUUCUCGUUUGAAACUUUUAUAAGGAUGAGAAAUUUUUUGUUUACAUAAGGGUGGGGUAUUGGGUGGGUGGGGUUUGUGGAGGAAAGUAAGAUCCUAAGGAUCUGGUUUUUUGUUUUUGUUUUUUAGUUUUGUUUCCAAAACCAAACCGAAGCAAAAUAAAUAAAUAAAUAAAUAACGUCACUGCCUUAGAAUGUCCUGGGAGGUUGUUGUCCCAAAGGUGUUUUUUCAAAAAAAGCAACUGGACUUCCUUGUUUUGUUUUGUUUUCCCCCUUAUAAAUGUUUCGCUUCUGAUCCUAGAACGGGGAUGGCGAACUUUUUUGGCACCGAGUGCCAAAACCAGAAUGCGUGCAUUUGUGUGCGCGUGCCGGAGCGCCGGAAACCCGAAGAUCAGCUGGUCUUUGGUUUUCCGGUGCUCUGGCGCACACAUGCACACAGGCUCGCCAUCAAUGACAUCGGCUAUAUUGCAGUAUACCUGGUCUUUGGGUUUCCAGUACGCGCAUGCGUGCCAGCCAGCUGGUCUUUGGGUUUCUGGUGCGUACACCGGAAACUUGGAGAGCAGCUAGUGACGGCGGGUGUGCCCACAGAGAGGGCGUUCCACCUCUGGCACGCGUGCGAGAGGUUCGCCAUCCCGGUCCUAGAAGCUUCUUGGAUGAGAAGCGAAACAUUUUCAAGGGGGGAAAACAAAAAAAACCCCCAAGAAAGUCCAGUUGCCUUUUGAAAAAAGCCCUUGGGAUAUGCUUCUGCACUUUUUAACAUGUCGCUAACAUGCUGAGUAGCUUCAAGCUAGGAACAGAGACACAAUGCUUCCGUUGUUUUUCAGCGUGGGAUUAAAAACUAAAUAAAACAUUUUUUCAUCUGCCGGCUCCAGGCAGAAUUUAUGUGCAAUUAAUAGCCCUCUCCUUUCUCCUUUAGGAGAGAUCCAAACUGGCAGUUGCAAUUAAGGAAAACUAGAUAAAAUGCCCGAAGUAUAGAAAUAGGUCAUUUCCACUUAGGCUCGGACUCUGGGUGCGAGGUAAGGGAAUAAGCAGUACGACUGCCCCUUCUUGUGCUGUAAAGGUAAAUUCCAUUUGUUCAUCUUCCGUGAGUGGCUCUUGUCUUGCGGCCAAUCCAGAGAAGGACGUUCGUCACGUUCAACGUCCCGGACAGGGGCCAGUGCGGCCUUGCGUGAUAAUAGUACAUUUAGUUUUGGACCCAUCUUGCUAACACAACUAACAUUUUCUCUAAGAAACACUUCCCUUUUGACGAGGAAGGAAACACCCCGCUAAAUUUUACCUGCAGUUGCUUUUUUGCAAUCGUCAUUUUCUUUCAGAUAUCUGCUGCUAAGCUCUUCCCCUCUGUUCUGGUGCAAUUCGGAUAGUAAUCCAUACUUUGCUUUCCUGCUCAUCUGCAAAGGCAAAACUGCUGGGUUUGGGAAAUCUAUUCUUAUUUCUAAUCCUUAAAGGAUUUUAGAGGUAUUAACCACAAACCCCCUCCCCUCCUCUUCCCUUCCCCACACCAACACAGCAUCUUUCAGACUGUAAAUAUGAUAUUGUAAAAUUCACCAUUGGCCUCUUUGUGUUUUUGUUUAAAAAAAGGGCAUCUAUGUUAAAUGUGGGUUUUUUGUUUUUUUGGGGGGCAGAUGAUAUUUCUAAACCCGAGAGUCUAUUUUUUUAAAAAAGAAAGUUACUUGUUUUAUUUAGGAUAGUGGAAUAUUAAAAAAAAAAGCAUUCAGAAAAGAUUUGUGUUUUGUUUUGUUUUUUAAUUCAGCUACGGAUGAGUAGAAUUGAAGAGUUUAGCUGCUAAGCCCCAAGGGGAAAAGGAGAGUUGGAGGAUUUAAAUGUAUAUUAAUAUUUUUUGAUGUGUUACGUUGACAUGGUUCUCCUUUAAUUCAAGCCUGCAUCCUAAGUUGGUUAUUGCUGCUUUUCCGCUCCUCUAUAUCUCCCCUUCUGGUUUUCCUCCAUACUUCUAGAAUAAAUGCGAUUGGAGGUUUUUUUAUUUUAUUUUAUUUUUGCAAACAAGUAAACCUCCUCCAUUUCACUACAAACAUUUGCCCGUCAAGCAUUGUCACUUAUAAUACUUAGAACUGAUCUGUGAACUGCCGUGUACUAUAUCACAAAAGUGGGAGGUAUAAUUCUGCUGUCCUUUUAUCAUGUGACAUUCCUCUUUCUUUGUUUUCUUCUUAUAGAAGAGUCUGUUGCUCUUUUGUAUAACAUGUUUUAAUAAAUGUUAUCGGUAUUUUGCUACGCGUGUUUUGUUUGCCCGCCCAAGGAAUGUGCG